AUGAUUCCAGGUCAAGUGGACAAAAAUCACGCAACUUACACGGACAAGCAGCUGGAAGACCUGCUGGAACACGUGUUGAAGCACACGGACAUUGAUAAGGACGGGUACGUCGACUAUCUCGAGUACCGGGUCAGCAGCUACAAGGCCAGGGCUAAGGCGCAGGGUGCUCCGAAGACUGCAGGAGCUGAAGGCGUGAAAGUCGAGAGCCCGACGGUGUAUUCAGACGACGAUCUGACGCAGAUUGUGGAGGGGGCACUGGGUCAGGCAGACAAGGACAACGAUGGUUUUAUCACCUACGCCGAGUUUAGAGAUGUGGCCUCCCCACACUAA
This is a messenger RNA of Cydia amplana, 330 nucleotides long. RefSeq names its product multiple coagulation factor deficiency protein 2 homolog. Lineage: Eukaryota; Metazoa; Arthropoda; Insecta; Lepidoptera; Tortricidae. The record is from RefSeq and is a predicted model, not a curated record. The transcript is spliced from 2 exons. Gene Ontology annotation, molecular function: calcium ion binding. The coding region runs from base 1 to 330 and encodes 109 amino acids.